AUGUCUUUCCUUUUCGGUGGCCAGCCCAAGAUGACAUCGGAGCAGAAGAUUGCUCAAGCCGAGACCGAAGUCGAGAUGAUCUCAGACAUGUUCAACCGCUUGAGCGAGUCCUGCACUAAGAAGUGUGUCCCCGUCGACUACCGUGAGGGUGACCUGAACAAGGGCGAGUCCGUCUGCUUGGACCGCUGCGUCUCCAAGUUCUUCGAUGUCAACAUCAAGGUCAGCGAGAAGAUGCAGGGUGAUGCUACCCAGAAGCAGCAGGCCUUUGGCAUGUAA
This is a messenger RNA of Penicillium malachiteum, 276 nucleotides long. RefSeq names its product Tim10/DDP family zinc finger protein. Bases 1 to 276 code for a protein of 91 amino acids. The record is from RefSeq and is a predicted model, not a curated record. Gene Ontology annotation, cellular component: mitochondrial inner membrane. Lineage: Eukaryota; Fungi; Ascomycota; Eurotiomycetes; Eurotiales; Aspergillaceae. The transcript has 2 exons. Gene Ontology annotation, biological process: protein insertion into mitochondrial inner membrane.